This is a messenger RNA of Pelobates fuscus (common spadefoot toad), 588 nucleotides long. Its product is annotated as protein RoBo-1-like. The transcript is spliced from 4 exons. The record is from RefSeq and is a predicted model, not a curated record. NCBI's taxonomy places the organism in Eukaryota, Metazoa, Chordata, Amphibia, Anura, Pelobatidae. The coding region runs from base 106 to 588 and encodes 160 amino acids.
UGCACAAAGUGUAUCGCCCUGAAUACAAGUUCCUGUGAAGGUUCCAGUGUCACUUGUCAUCCAAAAGAGGUCUGUGGGUCGUCAUACACUGUUUCAGGGAGCGAGAUGAAACCAGAAACAAUUAUAAGAAAUUGUUUUCCUUGGAAUUUCUGUAAUAUGAGAGGAAGUUACAUCACUUUUGGUAACGUCCGAUCACAGCUCACCAUCAGUUGCUGUUUCACUGAUAACUGUACUACAUCUCAACCCACAUUUUCAGCCAUUAGUAAUGAGCCUAAUGGACUCGUCUGCCGAUCCUGCACCAUUGAAAACAAUACUCAAUGUCCCAAGAUUACAGCGAUGAACUGCACGGGAAAUGAGAAAAUGUGUGUACUACGGAACACUACCGUAAAAGGGCCCAAACCUUCUUCCAAACUACUCUACGGCUGCGCUACCAAGAGUAUCUGUGAGAUUGGGAAGGAUGCUCUUCAAAUUGAGAAUGUCAAAAUCGAAACCAAGUGCACAUGUACGGGUAGAAGUGUCAGCCUGUACAGCGGAUUCUCAUAUGCACUAACUAUUACCACUGUCCUAACUAAACUUGUUUUAUCAUAA